Messenger RNA from Marmota flaviventris (yellow-bellied marmot), 347 nucleotides. It is a transcript of the gene Rps28, whose product is annotated as ribosomal protein S28. Gene Ontology annotation, biological process: maturation of SSU-rRNA; translation; ribosomal small subunit assembly. Gene Ontology annotation, molecular function: structural constituent of ribosome. The record is from RefSeq and is a predicted model, not a curated record. NCBI's taxonomy places the organism in Eukaryota, Metazoa, Chordata, Mammalia, Rodentia, Sciuridae. Gene Ontology annotation, cellular component: ribosome; cytosolic small ribosomal subunit.
CCGGAGACACGUGAUUCCUCUCCACCGACAGCCGCGGCGCCGCCAUCAUGGACACGAGCCGUGUGCAGCCCAUCAAGCUGGCCAGGGUCACCAAGGUGCUGGGUAGGACUGGCUCGCAGGGACAGUGCACGCAGGUGCGCGUGGAAUUUAUGGACGACACAAGUCGCUCCAUCAUCCGCAACGUGAAAGGCCCCGUCCGUGAGGGCGACGUGCUAACUUUAUUGGAAUCGGAGCGAGAGGCUCGGAGGCUGCGCUGAACUUGCUGCUGGGUUCUGGAUCUGUACUGCUUGGCCCACAGGAUGAUCUGCAUUUGUUAAAUAAAGAGUUUGUAUUGUAUAUAAACUCCA